Phalaenopsis equestris is the source of this 1039-nucleotide messenger RNA. RefSeq lists its product as uncharacterized. The transcript has 5 exons. Gene Ontology annotation, biological process: thylakoid membrane organization; chloroplast organization. Gene Ontology annotation, cellular component: chloroplast. Lineage: Eukaryota; Viridiplantae; Streptophyta; Magnoliopsida; Asparagales; Orchidaceae. Bases 368 to 844 code for a protein of 158 amino acids. The record is from RefSeq and is a predicted model, not a curated record.
CCCUUCUUCCUCCUGCCCGCAAACCUCGCCUACCGCUCCCCCCUCACCCGGUUUCUCCCCAAGCCACCGGGUACCUUCCCCUUCAUCCUCCUCUCGUGUCCGAAACCCUUGCGGUACAGUCACGGCAACAGCUAUCUGGGAAGCAAACGACGGGGUCACGGUGUACAAAGAUCUCUGAAAUUCCCGUAGAAUUCCCUUUCCCUCGUCUAUCUCUUCCUUCCUCCCACUGUAUGUUCUUUGCCUAUCCUGCCCUGUUCGAAUCUUCUUAUCUCUCGUUUACUCUCUUAUAACUUCGCGAGUCCUACGCCGAGUCCCGACGGCAUUGCGUUCCGUGGAGGAACCGAGCAGGAUAACUUGUUGAAGAAGGAUGGCUUUGUUAAAUGCAACUUACCCUGGACCUGCUUUGAUAAGAACAGUUGGGAAAUCAGAAAUUUGCUAUAAUCAGAGGCUAAAGUUUACAAGGUCUAGGAUAGCAGUGCCCUGUGUCGAGUCUCAAUGUUUUUACCACAAACAAAGCCUUUCUUAUGCUAGACGGCUUCGACUUGGUACACUGAUUUGUGCUUCUGCUUUGAACGCGAAAUGUGCGGCAGAGCAAACACAGACCGUUCAACGUCAAUCUACCACGAUCACUAAUGCUCCCUUACAAAAUAAGGAGAAGUCACCAGAGCUUGAUGAUGGUGGCACCGGCUUCCCUCCGCGGGAUGAUGAUGGCGGCGGCGGCGGUGGAGGCGGCGGAGGACCUAAUUGGUCUGGUGGUUUCUUCUUCUUUGGCCUGCUUGCAUUUCUAGGCUUUUUGAAGGACCAAGAAAAUGAAGGACCAUACAGGGAUAACAACAGAAGAUAAAAGAGAGAGAUAUAGUUUUCACUUUUCUAUCAAUACCAUAUAUAUGUAUUGUUUUUGUUCUGUUAUUUUCUGCAGGGAUAUGAAUUUUAAUCAUAAAAUAUUUUUCAUUGAAUCUGAAUGAUUUACUUCCGAGUCAUGAUUGAUUCUCCUGUAAUGGACCAAUGAGCACUAAAUAUGAACCUUGCUUAUUUUAGU